AAGAAGCGUCUUGGGUCCCUCUCUCUCUCUUCUUCUAAUCAUCGUCUCUCUUCUCUUCGCUUCUCUCUCUCUUGCUCGCGCGUCUCAAUCAGUUCAAUCUCUGCAAUACGCAUAUGCGCCAAUACAUGGUUGUAACGAAAUUGCAGUGACGGCGGCGCAAUUUUGACCGGCAAGAUGUACAGAGAAUCGUCCAAGCGUGGUGGUAGAGGAGGAGGAGGAGGCGGUGGCGGGGGACCUUCUCGUAACCGUAAUUCAUUCCCUCCUCCUACUAACCGACAUCCUUCUCCCGUCGGGAGGAUGUCUUCUGGUGGCUCCGCCGUCUCACGCCAGCGGAAUAAUACUACGAGCGUUAAGGCGGCUGCGUCGACCGCGUCUGUUCGGUCUGUUGAGGAAACGUUUAGUCUUGUUCCUAGGGAGAGUCCUUCGGCUUUUGGGAUGAUUAUACGGUUAGCUCCUGAUUUGGUGGAGGAGAUCAAGCGUGUUGAGGCACAAGGUGGAGCUGCCAAGAUCAAGUUCGAUGCGUUUCCUAACAAUAGCACUGGGAAUAUAAUUAAUGUUGGUGGAAAGGAGUUCAAAUUUACUUGGUCUAGGGAGCGUGGUGACUUGUGUGAUAUAUAUGAAGAACAUCAAAGUGAUGAAGAUGGAAAUGGUUUGCUGAUUGAGGCUGGAUGUGCUUGGCGAAAAUUGAAUGUCCAGCGAACUCUAGAUGAGUCAACCACAAGCCAUAUGAAGAUGCGCUCAGUUGAAGCUGAGCAGAGAACCAAAUCACGCAAGGCAAUUGUUUUAGAUCCUGGGAAUCCAUCAGUAACUAAGCAGUUAGCUCUUGCUGAAGGAAGUCCAUGGAGAAUGUCAAAUAAACAGAAGAAGGAACCUCCGCCUAAGAAGCGGAAAGUUGAUCCACCUCCAGUUCCAAUCGGAGGUCCGAAGCCUUCUUUCAGACCAGGGGCUUCUACCCCUGCUGUGAAAAAUAGGCUAUCAGCUUCACCGGGACCGUCUCCUAUUAAUCAAAACAAUACGCCUCCUUCAUAUGAGAUUGGGAAUAUUACUAAAACUCAUGCAGCUAACGAGAAUGUCACACCAGUCCUGACAAAGGGCAGAGAGAACAUGCUUGGUAGCGAAAAAGAAUCAUCAACCUGGAAAAAUAAUGCAUUAAGGGACACAUCUGAGCGCCAAGCAACCAAUGUUAAUGAAGAAAUUGACUUGCAGACCCUGUUGGUUGAUAUCCUAAAAGAGGCUCCCAUGAGUUCGAAGGCUUUGGAGAAAGCUGUUGGAGAUAGAAUCCCUAAUGCUGCAAAGAAAAUUCAACCAAUUUUGAAAAAAAUCGCUACUUUCCAAGCUCCAAGGUAUUUCUUAAAACCAGAAGCAGAGUUGGGAAGUGAUAAAAAACACUCACCUAACAGUGGAAGUUCACCUGAACACCAGCAAGUGCUACCAAUCACUGAGUGCAGUCGCGAUCAGUUACCUGUUCCAGGGGGAAAUAACAUGGAGAAACUUUCUGUGUACGAGCGAAACGGAGAAGGUUCACUAGACUGUUUACCUUUGCAUCUAGCAGAGCAAUUGAGUAUGCUCAAUGUUGACAAUGAGCAUCAUUCACCUGGUAUAUUUCAUGAAGAAAAAGGAUCUGACAAUAGAGAAGGCCAGGCUCGUAGCUCUAGUGAUAGUGACAGUGAUAGUGAUAACAGUGACAGUGGGAGUGACAGUAAAAGUGCAGCUGGAAGUGACAGUGGGAGCAGCAGUGACAGUGAGGCUUCUUCCAACAGUAAGGACGGUUCUGAUGAGGACGUGGAUAUCAUGGGUGAUGGUGACAGAGAGCCUCUACUGACAAUACAGUCCGCUGAACGGGGUGCAAUUAAUCUCCCAGGUCAUGGUUCUAGUGCUGUUGAAAUCGAGGGUCAUGAUUCUGAUGCUGUCGACAUUGAAGGUCAUGAUUCUGAUGCAGUUGACAUCGAUGGUCAUGGGUCUGAUGCAGUUGAUGUCGAGGGGAACAGUUCAGAUGAGGGUCAUGGCUCUGAAACUGACAGAAACAAAAUUUCUGAUAAUAAUUGGAGAACGGAAACAACAACUGGUACCAGCCUCACUGCAAAUGAAGAAGUUGGCAUUUCAGGGCAGGAACAUUUUGCUUCUGGUCAUGACAAGCUACGAGAGCGCCAAGAUUUUAUUGGACAGUUGUUUGAUGACACAGAGAAUACAACAAAGGAUAACUUUAAAAGUGACAAACCUGACAUCUCCGAGAGUCUGACAAAAGACCAGAACCAAAAAGCCCUUGAUCUUGAGCACUACAGUCAGAUAUCAGCUCGGGAGAAAAAGUUAAAAUCCCAGAGCUGUAAACAGUUACCUGCCAUAGGUAAAGAUUCACAGCGUUCAGAGCUAAAGUAUGAUGCAGAACUUCGCAACUCUUCUGCCAGUCAAACAAUAGAUCCACUUAGAGGAUCUCAGAAGUCAUUUAUUGAAAAGUCGAAUAGACAUGGUCAAAUGAAGCCUGUUGAUAGUUCAGGUAAAUCAAACAAACAUUCUGAUGCCUUAGGAUAUGUUCGUAAAUCUGACGAAGGGGACCAUUUUCCUCAUGAAAUGCUUUCUGGUCGGUCAGGAAAGGCCUUCAGGGACAGCCAAAGAGAUGAUGUUCAUUUGAAAAAUAAGUUUCCAAGGAAUAAAAAAGAUGGUGAUUCAGCCAUUCGACCUUCAUUACCUACCGAGACAUCUGAUAGAAAACACUUUGAACUGGAUGGAAGUGAAAAGGAUCCCAAGAAUGUUUCAAGCUUGAGCAUAGUUUCUUCUCCCUUAGAUAGCCAGAGAAUACAUGGGGCGAAAUUACCUAAGGGAAAUGGAUCUGUCCUCCAAAAACAAGUUUCCGAAUUGGAGUUGGGUGAACUCCCUGAGCCAUCGAGCGAAGAUACAGCAUUGAAGCCACUCGAAGAGAAAACUUCGUUUAGGCAGUCAAAUUUAAAACCAAGCACUUCCGAGAAAUUGGGUAUCGACUCGGAUAGACGAAGGUCUAAAAAAUCUGACUCAAAAAAGUCAGCUCCUCCACAUGCUAUCAACGGUAUCAAAGAAUUUCCCGAACAUGUUGUUGAAGAUUCAGAAAGAUCCCAAAAGUGGGUUUCGCAGUCACAUGGGCAGAACCUUACAGGUAGGGAUAAUGAAACCGGCUCACAGAACACAAAUUUAGAGGAUGCAGCUUAUAAAUCAAGACAAAAAGAUAGUAGAGCUAGAGUAGGAAGCAGUGUGGAAGGUUAUGGAGAGACAAACAAAAAAACGCCUGUUAUAAAGCAUGGCUCCAAACGAGCAUCCACAUCCCGCUCAUCAAGGGAGAGCAAAAGACAUGCGUCUGGCUCAAUUUCAAAUUCUAUGAAUGGACACAAAGAUGCAACUUCAAUACCAGGUGACAGUGUUGUCCGGGAGAAACGAAUGACAUCUUUCGAUGAAGAAGACUCUUCUUAUUUGAAAUACGAGAAAGCUUCUCCUGAGCUUAAGGGACCUAUUAGUGAUCAUUUACAGUAUAAAGCCUAUAUGCAGGAAUAUAUGGAAAAAUAUGAUAGCUAUUGCUCCAUUAACAAUAUAUUAGAGGGCCACAGAAAUGACUUUCAGAAGUUGGGGCAAGACCUUGAGUUUGCAAAAGGAAGAGAUGUGGAGAGAUAUAACAAAAUUGUGGAGCAGAUACAGGAAUCUUAUUGCAAAUAUGGGGAGAGGCACAAACGUUUGAAGAAAGUAUUUGUUGUUCUCCACGAAGAAUUGAAGCAACUGAAACAAAAAAUGAAAGACUACGCAUUAUCUCAUGGAAAAGACUGAUGGAGAUGGGACCAAAAACUCUCUGGAUCUCACAAUACUCAAAGGUGAAACGAGGAGGUGUUUGGUAUUCUCCUUCUUUGGAGUCAUCUUGUUGAAAAUUAGCUGUGUUUUUUUCUUCUUGUGAAAUUAGAAAUGAUUCAUAGGCCCAAUUUUGUGUGAGCUGUACUUAGGGGAGGACCUUUGGUAGUUUUUUUUUUUAUAAUAUAAAUUUGUUGCAGGUGGUUUAGUUUGGUCACUGGAUAAAACUAAUAUGUACAUGGGAAUUCAAGAUCAAUGUAGAUUCUUCUAGCUCUGUUUUAUUUCA
Molecule: messenger RNA, 4090 nt
Organism: Capsella rubella
Lineage: Eukaryota; Viridiplantae; Streptophyta; Magnoliopsida; Brassicales; Brassicaceae
Exons: 12
Coding region: 175-3786 (1203 amino acids)
Source: RefSeq, a predicted model, not a curated record